Molecule: messenger RNA, 5272 nt
Organism: Amblyraja radiata (thorny skate)
Lineage: Eukaryota; Metazoa; Chordata; Chondrichthyes; Rajiformes; Rajidae
Gene: slc6a15
Product: solute carrier family 6 member 15
Exons: 12
Coding region: 453-2642 (729 amino acids)
Biological process (GO): L-leucine transport; sodium ion transmembrane transport
Cellular component (GO): plasma membrane
Molecular function (GO): proline:sodium symporter activity
Source: RefSeq, a predicted model, not a curated record
CGAGGAAGUCGCUGCGGGAGAUUAUUGGGAAAUGAUUACGGGUUGAGGAUAGUGGAUGUCAGUUUCAAAGCAUUUCCCUUUAAGUGCAGGGCGAUGGCUGUCGUCACGUUGGAGGGUUGGAGUUGAGUGAAGGUGUGGUUGUGAGAGCACUCCAGCCUCUCAUCAGAUGAAAGCCGUCUCUUCACACCAGGAGCUAGCAUCGUGACUCAGAUCAUCCAGCGGCGAUCAGGGACGCUCCUCGAUUCUAUUCAAGUUCUUCUCCCCUCCCCCCUCCCCCAAAAAAGAUUUGCAGUGUGGAAUAUUCUUUCAGACUCACCAUAAAUUCACCUCAGGCACUCGGUGAUUUGUUUUUUGGUCUCCUCCCUUAUUUGCCUGACAUUUAGUUAUUCUUGACUGGGAGUAUCGCUCGACAUUUGUAGACUGUUUCCAAAUUUGUGGUCGAGUUUUUUCCAAUGCCGAAAAAUAGCAAAGUUGCGAAGAGAGAACUGGAUGAUGAUGUCACAGAGUCUGUCAAAGAUCUUCUUUCCAAUGAGGACAUGAAUGAUAACCAGUUUAAGAAGAGUGCAUUGUAUGUCGAUGAUUCGCAGACUGACAAAGAUGUGGACAUUGAAGAAGGAUCUGAUACUGAAGAUGAAAGGCCUGCCUGGAAUAACAAACUUCAGUACAUUCUGGCACAGGUUGGCUUCUCAGUUGGUUUGGGCAAUGUAUGGAGAUUCCCAUACUUAUGUCAAAAAAAUGGUGGAGGUGCCUACCUUGUGCCCUAUUCGAUUUUGCUGCUUAUUAUUGGGAUCCCACUCUUCUUCCUGGAACUUGCAGUCGGUCAGAGAAUCAGGCGAGGCAGUAUUGGUGUGUGGAAUUACAUCAGCCCAAGGCUGGGUGGAAUAGGAUUUUCAAGCUGCAUUGUGUGCUUCUUUGUAGCUCUUUACUACAAUGUCAUUAUUGGUUGGAGUUUAUUUUACUUCUCCAAGUCAUUUCAGCACCCACUGCCCUGGGAUCAGUGCCCCUUGGAAAAAAAUGGGACCCAGACCUUUGUUGUUCCUGAAUGUGAAAAAAGCUCAGCCACAACCUAUUUUUGGUACAGAGAAGCAUUGGAUAUAUCCGACUCCAUCUCAGAGAGUGGCGGUCUGAACUGGAAGAUGACUAUCUGCCUGUUCAUAGCCUGGUUUAUGGUGUGUCUUGCCAUGAUCAAAGGCAUUCAAUCUUCAGGAAAGGUGAUGUAUUUUAGCUCUCUGUUUCCCUACGUUGUGCUUAUCUGCUUUCUGGUUCGAGGGCUUCUUCUGAAAGGUUCUUGGGAUGGCAUCCGUUACAUGUUUACCCCUAAGCUGGAGAUCAUGUUGGACCCUCAGGUCUGGAGAGGAGCAGCAACCCAAGUGUUCUUUGCUCUCGGCUUAGGAUUCGGCGGCGUGAUUGCUUUCUCCAGCUACAACAAACGGAACAACAACUGCCAUUUCGAUGCAGUCCUCGUGUCCUUAAUCAAUUUCUUCACAUCUAUCUUAGCAACACUCGUUGUAUUUGCCGUCUUGGGCUUCAAAGCAAAUAUAAUAAAUGAAAAAUGCAUUGCUAGGAAUGCAGACAGGAUCCUGGAUAUGCUAAAGGCAGAAGUAAUCAGUCACGAUCUCAUUCCUCACCAUAUUAAUCUGUCAGAUGUUUCAGCGACCGACUACCAUCAGAUGUACAACAUUAUAAAGGAAGUGAAAGAAGAAGAGUUUCUCAAAUUAGGCUUGGAUUCAUGCCAACUGGAGGAUGAACUUAACCAGGCUGCACAAGGAACUGGCCUAGCCUUUAUUGCCUUCACAGAGGCCAUGACUCAUUUCCCCGCAUCUCCUUUUUGGUCAGUGAUGUUCUUCCUUAUGUUGGUGAAUCUAGGCUUGGGCAGCAUGUUUGGUACCAUUGAAGGCAUACUCACACCACUCGUGGAUACAUUCAAAGUGCGCAAAGAAAUUCUGACCAUUGGCUGUUGUCUCCUGGCUUUCUGUAUUGGCCUCCUCUUUGUACAACGCUCUGGAAACUACUUUGUGACCAUGUUUGAUGAUUAUUCUGCUACCUUGCCGCUGCUGAUUGUGGUUAUCCUGGAGAAUGUCGCUGUUGCUUGGGUUUAUGGCACAGAUAAGUUCAUGGAGGAUUUGAAUGAUAUGCUUGGCUUCACUCCAUUCCGAUAUUACUAUUACAUGUGGAAAUACUUUUCUCCACUGAUUCUGAUUGCUCUGUUUAUAGCCAGCAUUGUCCAGUUGAGCUUAAGUCCUCCAGGCUACUAUGCCUGGAUAAGUGAAUUGGGUGGUGAGAAGUUUCUGACAUUCCCAACGUGGGGUUUGACUUUGUGCAUCAGCCUGAUCAUAGUGGCAGUCCUCCCUGUUCCAAUCGUCUUUGUCACCCGUUAUUUUAACCUCAUUGACGAUGGCUCCAACUCUCUGGCCUCGGUCUCCUACAAGAAAGGACGGAUUCUGAAGGAGAACUCCAACCUGGAGGAAGACGAUGCCAGUCUGCUGCACAGCAAAACCCCCAGUGCCAUGCCAUCCCCAGUGGUCGGCAACAGUAUAUAUCGCAAGCAAAAUGGAUCCCCCACUCCAGAAGCAGACACAGCUCCAAAUGGCCGCUAUGGCAUUGGGUACCUGAUGGCUGACAUGCCUGAAUCAGACUUGUAGCUUCUGAUUGAGCUAUGCUUGGCUAUAUGUAUGUUGCUACAUUGAGCAAAAUUGCCACUCCGAAGCACGCAAUGUACUAAUGUGGCAUAUGUACCAUGCAUAUCCUGUAGAUAGAUUAUAUUUUUCCAUAUUAGUGAUAAUGAAAUACUGUUGCCUGCCAGUCGCUGUGAGUUUCUACUUCUGAAAGAUCUUAUUCAGUGAUACCUCUAAGAAAGAAAUCAAAAGAUCAUCUUUCUUGAAGAGAACCUGCUUGUUUCUUAGCCACAGAUCACUCUCGAUCAACAUCAUAGAAUUCAGCAAAGGUGUAAGAUUCUCAUUUCCAAACUCUUCUUGACACAUCCAGACAUCUAGAAAUAAUUUCACCACUGAAGUAUGUAAAAUUUAGAUUCAGAUUCCGAUUCAGAUUAGCCUACUACCGUGUAUACUAGGGUACAAUCAAAAUCCUUGCUCACGUGAAGAUCUUAGUGUGAACGACACACACACAGUAAUGAUAAAAACACUAAAUACGGUGACAAAAACAUCAGAAUGGUGCAAGAUUGCAGAGUAGAAACAGAGUGACGCAUGAUGUAAUCACAAAUUAUAUAAUCAUAAAUUAUUUAUUUCCUUAUAAAACUCCAAUAAACAUUUUGUUUUUUUAAAUCUAAGGUUUUUGGAGGGGGUGUUCUUUUCCUCACAUCCGCAAAUCGCACCCACAGGAUGAGAGGCUUUAACUGGACUCCAGAGUACAGUGGUCCCAAUUGUCUGAUCAUAGAAACAUAGAAAAUAGGUGCAGGAGUAGGCCAUUUGACCCUUUGAGCCAGCACCAUUCAAUAUAAUCAUGGCUGAUCAUUCAAAAUCAGUACCCCAUUCCUGCUUUUCCCCCAUAUCUCUUGAUUCCAUUAGCAACCCAGGAAUUUAUUUUUAGUUUAAAUGUUUUUUCAGUACAACUCCAAUGGCUAAACCCCCGAUCUGAUGGAUAGGAAAUGCACAUGGUCUGAUAGCUGAAAGUGAACAGCCUGCUGCAUUGGCCAAGAGAUUUCCUUGAGAGACCAUUGUGUCAGACACUCCCUUGAGGUCAAGGCACAGAGCGCUGGAUGCAGCUUUUGUAGACGAGGUGGAUAGCUUACGCUUCCUGAAAAUCGCCUGCUCUUCCCCCCCCCCCCCAUCACAAAUGCUGUCUGACCCGCUGAGUUCCAUCAGCACUGUGUUUUUCUCAAUAUUCCAGUUCCUUCUUUGAGGCCGCCUUUCUGGCAUUAGUUUGCCCUAAGAUGGUCAAUGGCAUUGAGGGCUGGACUUGGAGAAAUUACUCUGCAACAAUGAAGAUGAUUAUACUUAUCUGAAUCUGAUGACAGGGCAAGCUCCUGACUGGACAUCAACAUGAUCGACUGAUUCCCACCCAUUCUUCCCCCCACUGAUUAUGCGUAAAGAUCAUUUCAUCUGAUUUCUGGAAUUGUGGACAUUCUGAAUCAAGUGUGGACUUUGGCUCAGAUUCCUGCCUCUUAUGGUCCACUGCCCAUCCUAUCCCCUACAAACUUCCAUCUCAAUUCUCAAUUGUGUAGGAAUCUACAAUGUGUAGAUGCUGGUUUAAAUCGAAGAUAGGCACAAAAGCUGGAGUAACUCAGCAGGACAGGCAGCUUCUCAGGAGAGAUGCUGUUUGUUCAGCUGAGUUACUCCAGCUUUUUGGGUCUAUCUCAAUUCUCAAGCUCAUCUGUUCCUCCUCUCCAUCCCACACUUGAUCUUUGGAUCUGCUUACCACAAAUGGUGUCUCAUUCCCUCACUUCUCCUUGCCAAGAGACAAUACAAUGAGACUUCAGGUCCAAUAUCUUAAGAAUAGAGUUUCAGGCCCAAAGUCAACCAGGUAUGGGGCGGAAGCAUUAUCAUGGAAUUUUUUUCGCCCCAUUUUGCUCCUUAAUUACUUACCUUGGACAAUCAUAUUCUCCGAACUUGUAACUGCUAUUACCACCAGACUGUGGUGUUAGCAGUUACAAGUUCUUUCAGCUAGCCUGUUAAUCCAGCUAGCAAUUUCUUGCAGCUAGUCUGUUCAUUCGGGUGAAAAACAAGCAUUCUUCUUCAUUUUUCUUAACAGAAAAUGGCGACUAUCUUUAGCAGUUGUAUUGUGAAAUGGAGAUUAUUGUGCUUUUCUGCUGCAUAGACGCAACAUGCGAGUGGCCAGCAUGAGCUUUGGAUAGCUGGAGGGAGCAGUAAUGUUAAAAUAAGCUGUAUAUUUUGUGUAAAGUGUUUGCUAUUAUUAAUUUGAAACGGUAAAGUACUAUUUUCAUGAGUCCAAACUGACUUAUUAUCAAACUGAUCAAUAUGGUUAAUUUGUUGCCUAAUUAUUUUAGAUAUUUAUUGUGAUUUAGAAUAUUUAGUGACCAAGCUGUAUAUUUAUAUUGCAUAUUGUAAAAUGUAUAUAUGUAUAUUUUAUCUGGAUUUGUUUGAACAUUUUGAUGCAAAAAGAGCAUUUUUUCAGCAUUGAUAAAGCCUUUGAUGAAAUUCUUUGUUAAUUUUGUUACUUUGGCUAAAUCGCUUUCCUUAUAGUAAAGGUAUAGCUGUACUCUUCCUUUUGAGGGACAUUUACGUUUUGACUUUUGUCUGGAGGUUUCCAGCCUUUUUGUUAUAUUCCACAUGAAAUUAAACACUUAAUGAUAAAC